Meleagris gallopavo (turkey) is the source of this 858-nucleotide messenger RNA. The record is from RefSeq and is a predicted model, not a curated record. NCBI's taxonomy places the organism in Eukaryota, Metazoa, Chordata, Aves, Galliformes, Phasianidae.
CGCCCCGCUGUGCCCGCAGGCGGGCGCCUGGCGGCCCUGCUGCUGGCAGCGCUGGCGUGGGUGCCCGGUGGGUCGCCCGCCUGCCCCGCGCUCUGCACCUGCUACGUCUCGCCGCCCACCGUCAGCUGCCAGGCCAACAACUUCUCCUCGGUGCCUGCGGGGCUCCCGCCUGGCGCCCGCCGCCUCUUCCUGCAGAACAACGUCAUCAGGGCGCUGCGGGCGGGCACCUUCGGGCCCAGCACCGUCACCCUCUGGCUCUACUCCAACAACAUCUCCUCCAUCCAGCCGGGCACUUUCCGCCACCUGCCCGCCCUCGAGGAGCUCGACCUGGGUGACAAUCCACACCUCCGUGUCUUGGCGCCCGACACCUUCCAUGGCCUCCGGCGCCUCCAGGCCCUGCACCUCUACCGGUGCCAGCUGGCCAGCCUGCCCAGCGCCAUCUUCCGUGGCCUCCACAGCCUCCAGUACCUCUACCUGCAGGAGAACGGGCUGCUCUACCUCCAGGACGAUCUCUUUGCCGAUUUGGCCAACCUGAGCCACCUCUUCCUGCACGGCAACCGGCUGCGAGCUCUGUCCGAGGGCGUUUUCCGCGGGCUCACCAGCCUGGACCGCCUGCUGCUGCACGCCAACCGCCUGGCCACCGUGCACCACCGCGCCUUCCACGGCCUGGCCCGCCUCACCAUCCUCUACCUGUUCAACAACAGCCUGGUGGCUCUGCCUGGGGACCCGCUGGCUGCGCUGCCCGCCCUGCAGUUCCUCCGCCUCAACGCCAACCCCUGGGCCUGCGACUGCCGUGCGCGCCCGCUCUGGGCCUGGUUUCGCCGCACUCGUGUCUCCAGCUCGCCCGUGCCCUGCGCC